UGUUCGACUUCCUGGUAGGAUUUGUCCGUGGACCGUAACACUGCAAGAAAUAUGGCUUAUUAUCAAGCAAUAUUUUUUCCAUCUCGGAAUACCAUUUGGAAAUUAUAAGAGCUAUCUUGCACGAACAAACGGCGGAGAGGCGGGGUAGCAGUCACGAGUAGUGUUACCACUCUCGUCGCACUACGCACCACUUGCUCUCUGCUGGUUUCCACUGUGCUAGCUAGUUAGCUCACAGAGUAAAUAUUAGCUAGCAAAGCUACCCUGUUCACUGUUGAUUGAUAAAAUGGCCACCAUGGAGAAACUGAUGAAGGCCUUUGAGUCUCUAAAGUCAUUUCAGCAGCAGCAGGGGCCACCAACCGCAGAGGAGCUUGUUCAGAGACAGAAAAAGGAACAGGCUGCCACAAAGAAGGACAGAGUCACCCACUGCUUGACAAUAUGUGAAAACAUCGUGGCUCAGUCUUUGAGAACCUCCCCGGAAUUCCAGAAACUGCUGGGCAUUGCCAUGGAAAUGUUCCUGCUCUGUAGUGAUGACAGUGAAUCUGAUGUUCGGAUGGUAGCUGAUGAGUGCCUAAACAAGAUAAUCAAAGCACUGAUGGACUCUAACCUUCCUAGACUGCAGCUAGAGCUAUACAAAGAAAUUAAAAAGAAUGGUGCCUCCCGGAGUCUUAGGGCGGCUUUGUGGAGGUUUGCUGAACUUGCCCAUCUCAUCAGACCACAAAAAUGCAGACCUUACCUGGUCAACCUGUUGCCAUGCCUCAGUAGAAUUACAAAGAGGCAGGAGGAGACAGUACAGGAGACACUGGCCGCUGCAAUACCAAAGAUCAUGUCAGCCCUGGGACACUUUGCCAAUGAUGGCGAGGUCAAGGUGCUGCUGAAGUCAUUUGUUGCUAACCUGAAAUCCAGUUCCCCCACCAUCAGACGGACAGCUGCUAGCUCAGCAGUCAGUGUGUGCCAACACUCCAGACGUGCAAGCUACUUCUACACCUGGCUUCUUAAUGUGCUUCUGGGUCUGCUUGUUCCAGUGGAUGAGGAGCGCCCCAGCCAUCUAAUUCUGGGGGUGUUGUUAACCCUGCGUUAUCUGAUGCCUUUGCUGCAGCAACAAGUCAAUACAGCCAGCCUCAAAGGAAGCUUUGGAGUCAUGAGGAAGGAAGCUGAUGUGCAGCCAACACCUGAACAACUUCUUCAGGUUUACGAACUGACCCUGCACUACACACAGCAUUGGGAUCACAAUGUGGUCACAGCAGCUCUGGAGCUCUUGCAGCAGAUGUUCAGGACUCCCUCACCAGAGCUUUUGCACAUGCUCAUUACCCCAGGCAGCAUUUCACAUGCCACUGUUUUUCGCCAGGACAUUGAGAGUCGUGCACGCUCUGGCAGCAUCCUUGAGCUCAUUGCGGGAGGGUCCUCCUGCAGUCCACUCCUACUCAGGAAACAGAGAGGUAAAAUGCUUUCUGGAGAAGAGGAUGGAUUGGAAGAUGAUACAGAGAAAACAGAGGUCACUACUGGUGCCUUCACAGCAUCAGUUGUUGGUGCCGACAGCUCUUCUGCAGUGCAGGUUGACAUUAUCACUGAGCAGCCACGCUCCCAGCAUACCCUGCAGCCUGGCGACUCAGUGGACCUCAGUGCAUCCUCUGAGCAGGGAGGUGGGACAUCUGCAUCAGACACUCCUGAAUCACCCAAUGACAAUGAGGAGGAAAUACUGAGUCGGAGCUCCAGUGGUGGGGCCAACAUCACUCCAGAGACAGCUGACUAUACAACACCAGAAAAUGCUACCCCUGAGGGAGGGCCCUUAGGAGCUGGCGGCACUUUGCUGGGUACUAACGACCGAUCACUUCCACCAAGUGACUCCUCCCAGACCACCACAGAGGGACCAGAUUCAGCUGUCACUCCUUCAGAUGUUGCAGAACUGGUAUUGGAUGGCAGUGAAAGCCAGUACUCUGGAAUGCAGAUUGGAACACUACAGGAUGAAGAAGAUGAAGGAGUAGCACCUUCCUCCCAAGAAGAACCAUCAGAACCAUUCCUGCAGUCAGCACUGGCUCUCAGCAAGCCUCAUCUCUUUGAAGGCAGAGGGCACAACAGACAGGGUUCAGACAGCAGUGUGGAUCGCCUCAUAUUAAAGGAUGAACCUGCAGAACCUGAACCUGACAACAAGCCUUCACGUAUAAAGGGUCCAAUUGGGCAUUAUACAGACCUGAGAGUGGAGCCAUUGGUGCACUGUGUACGACUUCUUGCUGCUUCCUUCUUGCUGACAGGACAAAAAAAUGGUCUGACUCCUGACAAGGAGGUGCGUGUGAGCGUAAAGGCUCUGGCUGUCAGCUGUGUUGGGGCAGCAGUGGCACUGCAUCCAGAAGCCUUCUUUAAUUCCCUAUAUCUGGAGCCGCUGGACGGCAUUCCAGAGGAAGAGCAACAGUUUGUCAGUGACAUUCUGGGCUUCAUUGACCAUGGGGACCCCCAGAUCAGAGGGGCUACAGCUAUCCUCUGUGCAGCCAUAGUUCAGGCAGCUCUCACCAAAACUCGUUUCAAUAUACACUCCUGGCUGGCCAGUGUGCAUAGAGCAACAGGAAACCCUUUGUCUUUGAUGGACUUGGUGCCUUUGCUCCAGAAAACCCUUAAAGAUGAAUCCUCCGUCACCUGCAAGAUGGCCUGCUCUGCAGUCAGGCAAUGUAUCAUGACAAUGUGUAGCAGUACUCUGAGUGAGCUUGGUCUGCAGUUGGUGAUAGACCUACUUGCUCUGAGGGACUCUGCAUAUUGGCUUGUCCGCACUGAGCUCUUGGAGACCCUGGCUGAGAUGGACUUUCGGUUGCUAAAUUUCUUGGAAAGGAAAACGGAUACUUUACACAAAGGGGAUCAUCACUUCACUGGGCGGUUGAGGCUUCAGGAACGAGUCUUAAAUGAUGUGGUCAUCCAUUUGUUGGGAGAUGAUGACCCAAGAGUCCGGCACGUGGCAGCCUCUGCUGUCAGCAGGCUGGUUCCAAGGUUGUUCUUUGACUGUGACCAGGGUCAAGUAGAUCCAGUGGUGGCUAUUGCACGGGACCAAAGUUCAGUCUACCUGCAACUGCUUAUGCAUGAGACUCAACCCCCUUCCCAGUUGACAGUUAGCACAAUCACAAGGACAUACAGAGGCUUCAAUUUGUCCAACAGUGUGGCUGAUGUCACAUUGGAGAACAACUUGUCCAGAGUUGUUACUGCCGUCUCCCAUGCUUUUACCUCCUCAACCUCAAGAGCUCUUACUUUUGGCUGCUGUGAGGCACUGAGCCUCUUGACUUUAAACUUUCCAGUCUGCAGCUGGAGCACAGGCUGGCACUGUGGCUAUGUUAACUCCAGUAGCAGUUUUUCAUCUCGCUCUAGUCUCACGCGCAGCAGAGGAAGAGCUCUCAGCAGUGUGCCAGCCUUGUCAACCACAGUUCCAUCUGCUGCAGACACUGAGCGAAGAACUCUAACAGUUGGAAUGGCCAACAUGGCCCUCUCCCUACUGUCUUCUGCCUGGUUUCCAUUAGAUCUCUCUGCACACCAGGAUGCACUUAUUCUUUCCGGCAAUCUGCUUGCUGCUGUGGCUCUUAAAUGCAUGCGCAACCCCUGGGCUGGAGAGGACGAAGGCAGCAGUGGUGGCACGAAUGCCAGUGGGGGCCCAAAUAAGAUGGAGGAACCCUGGGCAGGGCUGUCAGAGCGCUCCUUGGUAGUCAUGGUGGAACAGCUCUUUUCCCACCUACUGAAGGUCCUCAACAUCUGUGCCCAUGUGCUGGAUGACACACCACCUGGACCAGCUGUCAAGGCCACCCUUCCCUCCCUGAGCAACACUCCCUCCCUCAGUCCCAUUCGGAGAAAGGGCAAGGAGAAGGAGACUGCUGAGCCUAGCGCUGCCCCCAUGAGCCCAAAGAAAAGCAAUGAAGUCAACACAGGCAGACCAGCAGACAACACUGGAUCAACCGCUGUAAACAAAUCAACCACUCUUGGUAACUUCUACCACCUGCCACCCUACCUCAAGCUGUAUGAUGUCCUCAAAGCUACUCAUGCCAAUUUCAAGGUAACACUGGACCUCCACAAUACCCAGGAGAAGUUUGGGAGUUUCUUGCGUUCUGCUUUAGAUGUUUUAUCUCAGCUCCUUGAGCUGGCUACAUUACAUGACAUCAGCAAGUGUGUUGAGGAAAUCUUGGGCUACCUCAAGUCCUGUUUCUCAAGAGAACCAACAAUGGCGACAGUUUGUGUACAACAGCUGUUGAAGACUCUGUUUGGCACCAACUUGGCUUCCCAGUAUGAGGGUGUCCUAAGUGGACCAAACCGAUCCCAGGGCAAGGCUCUCCGUCUAGGUUCAUCCAGCCUGCGACCAGGCCUCUACCACUACUGCUUCAUGGCACCUUACACUCACUUCACUCAGGCUCUUGCUGAUGCAAGUCUGCGCAACAUGGUGCAGGCUGAACAGGAGCAAGACACCUCUGGAUGGUUUGAUGUAAUGCAAAAAGCUUCAAACCAGCUUCGGUCCAAUAUUGCAAAUGCAACACGCCACAGAGGAGACAAGAAUGCCAUCCACAAUCACAUUCGCCUGUUUGAGCCACUGGUGAUCAAAGCUUUGAAGCAGUACACCACUAGCACCUCUGUGACCCUGCAGAGACAGGUACUGGACCUGCUUGCCCAGCUUGUGCAGCUCAGAGUUAACUACUGCCUGCUGGACUCAGAUCAGGUGUUCAUAGGGUUUGUUCUGAAGCAGUUUGAGUACAUUGAAGUAGGGCAGUUCAGGGAUUCGGAGGCCAUCAUUCCCAACAUAUUUUUCUUCCUGGUGCUGCUGUCUUAUGAGCGUUACCAUUCUAAGCAGAUUAUCAGCAUCCCCAAGAUUAUCCAGCUAUGUGAUGGCAUUAUGGCGAGUGGCAGGAAGGCUGUUACACAUGCCAUCCCGGCUUUGCAGCCAAUUGUGCACGACCUGUUUGUUUUGAGGGGCUCAAACAAAGCAGAUGCAGGCAAAGAGCUUGAAACACAGAAAGAAGUGGUGGUCUCCAUGCUGCUUAGGCUUGUACAAUACCAUCAGGUGUUGGAGAUGUUUAUCCUUGUGCUGCAGCAGUGUCACAAAGAGAAUGAAGACAAGUGGAAGCGAUUGUCCAGGCAGAUUGCUGAUGUGAUACUUCCAAUGAUUGCUAAGCAGCAGAUGCACCUGGACUCUCCAGAGGCAUUGGGAGUGUUAAACACUCUGUUUGAGACAGUGGCCCCCUCCUCUCUGAGACCUGUGGACAUGCUGCUCAAGAGUAUGUUCACUACCCCAGCCAACAUGUCAUCAGUAGCUACAGUCCAACUAUGGGUGUCCGGUAUCCUGGCAGUGCUCAGAGUACUCAUCUCCCAGUCCACUGAGGACAUUGUCCUGUCCCGGAUCCAUGAACUUUCCCUCUCACCACAUCUCCUCUCUUGCCACACUAUCCGUCUGCUCCAUCAGCAGAGUCCAUGCCCAAACGAACAACCCGCUACUGAUAUGCUCUGUAACCAGGAGCCUAAUGGUGAGGCACAAAAAGCCCCACCCGAAGAAACAUUUGCCAGAUUCCUUCUCCAGCUGGUAGGAGUGUUGCUGGAUGAUAUUGCCUCCAGACAAGUUAAAGUGGACAUCACAGAGCAGCAGCACACCUUUUAUUGCCAGCAGCUGGGUACACUACUUAUGUGUCUCAUACAUGUCUUCAAAAGUGGAAUGUUUCGCAGAAUCACAGCUGCAGCCAGCCGUCUCCUAAAAGGUGAGAGUGGAGGUGGACAGCCUAGCACUGAGGGCAGCCUUUUUUAUCCUUUAGAGGGUCUCAACAGUAUGGUGCAGUGCUUGAUCACCACCCACCCCUCCCUGGUUCUGCUGUGGUGCCAGGUCCUCCUCAUCAUCAACUACACUAACUACUCUUGGUGGGCAGAGGUGCACCAGACACCGAGGAGACAUAGCCUGUCACGUACAAAGCUGCUAAGCCCUCACUCCUCAGGGGAAGGUGAAGAGAACAAGCCUGAGACUCGUUCAGCCAUGGUCAACAGAGAGAUUGUCUGCAGGGGAGCCCUCAUCCUCUUCUGUGACUAUGUGUGUCAGAAUCUCCAUGAUUCAGAACAUCUGACCUGGCUGAUUGUUAACCACGUGCGUGACCUCAUCAACCUUUCUCAUGAGCCUCCAGUGCAGGAUUUCAUCAGUGCUGUGCACCGCAACUCAGCUGCCAGUGGCCUUUUUAUUCAGGCAAUCCAGUCCCGCUGUGACAACCUCACCACUCCCACCAUGUUAAAAAAGACGCUGCAGUGUUUGGAAGGCAUCCACCUGAGUCAGUCUGGCUCUCUGCUGAUGUUGUAUGUUGACAAGCUGCUAAGUACACCAUUCAGGGUUCUGGCUAGAAUGGUGGAUACAUUGGCAUGUCGCAGAGUGGAGAUGCUGCUGGCUGAGACCUUGCAGAACAGUAUAGCUCAGCUCCCUGUGGAAGAACUGGACAGAAUCCAGGAAUACCUCCAGACCAGUGGAUUGGCUCAAAGGCAUCAGAGGUUCUACUCCCUGCUGGACAGGUUCAGAGCCACUGUUACAGACACCAGAAGCCCAACACCUCCUGUCACAUCACAUCCGCUGGAUGGAGAUCCACCACCUGCCCCUGAACUGAUCAUUGCAGAUAAGGAGUGGUAUGUUGCUCUCGUGAGGUCUCAGUGUUGCCUUCGUGGAGAUGUUGCCCUAUUGGAGACGACAGAACUCCUUACCAAACUACCUCCCACAGAUCUCUUAAGCAUCAUGAGCUGUAAGGAGUUCAACCUAAGCCUGCUGUGUCCAAGUCUGAGUAUUGGGUUGCAGCGGUUAGCCAGGGGUCAGGGGUCACUCUUGUUUGAGACCGCCUUGCAGUCCACCCUGGAGCAUCUUACAGCAGUCACUGGAUCAGUUCCUGCCCCACACCAGCCCUUACUGCCACCCUCCAAGCCACAGCCCUACUGGGAGCAACUAGCUGAUGUGUAUGGUGAGCCAGGUUUCUACACAAGGGUUUUGUCCCUCUGCCGAGCUCUGUCCCAAUACCUACUGAGUGUAAGCCAGCUGCCUUCCUCACUACAAAUCCCUUCUGAAAAGGAGCACCUUAUCACCACUUUCACCUGCACUGCUACUGAGGUUAUUGUAUGGCAACUCCUCCGAGAUCAGCUGCCCCUCAGUGUGGACCUUCAGUGGGCUCUGUCCUGCCUUUGUCUGGCUCUUCAGCAGCCAUGCGUCUGGAACAAACUCUCCUCCCUUGAGUACAGAACACACACCUGCUCUCUUAUCUACUGUCUACGUCUUAUCAUUGUUGCAGUGGCUGUGAGUCCUGGUGAUCAGCUUCUUUAUCCAGAGAAGAAAAAGGUGAAGGCAGAGAAAGAUGCUGAAGAUGACCAAGUGGACUCUGCAAAUGCUGACAACAUGUUACAGUGGCAAGCAUGUGAAGUCAUGGCAGAGUUGGUGGAAGGUCUGCAGAGCAUCCUUGCUCUAUGUCACAAUAGAAAUGCUGCAUUCCCUGCCUUUCUCACACCAACAUUGCGCAGUAUUGUCAUCAGUCUUUCCCGACUUCCUCUGGUCAACAGCUACACCCGAGUACCUCCACUGGUCUGGAAACUAGGCUGGUCCCCUCAGCCAGGAGGUGAGUUUGGCACAAUGCUGCCUGAGAUACCUGUGGACUUCCUGCAGGAAAAGGAUGUCUUCAGAGAGUUCCUUUACCGCAUCAACACAUUGGGCUGGAGCAGCAGGACUCAGUUUGAAGAAACGUGGGCCACUCUGUUGGGGGUGCUGGUCACCCAACCUAUUACUAUGGACCAGGAGGAGGAGACACAGCAUGAAGAGGACUUCGAGCGUACCCAGUUAAAUGUGUUAGCAGUGCAGGCCAUCACCGGCCUGGUACUGAGUGCCAUGACCCUGCCUACAGCUGGUAACCCUGCGGUCAGCUGUCUGGAACAGCAGCCCCGCAACAAAAGCCUGAAAGCCCUAGAGACAAGGUUUGGAAGGAAACUUGCAGUAAUCAGGGGUGAGGUGGAAAGAGAGAUUCAGGCCCUUGUAUCAAAGAGAGACAAUGUCCAUACACACCACCCAUACCACGCCUGGGACCCUGUACCCUCACUGUCGUCAGCCUCAGCUGCUGGCACAUUGAUCAGCCAUGAGAAGUUGCUGCUGCAGAUUAAUACUGAGAGGGAGAUGGGCAACAUGGACUACAAACUGGGACAAGUUUCUAUACAUUCAGUGUGGCUAGGGAACAACAUCACUCCACUGAGAGAGGAAGAAUGGGGUGAGGAUGAAGAAGAUGAAACAGACACACCAGCCCCCACCUCUCCCCCAGUUUCUCCCAUCAACUCUAGGAAGCAUCGUGCAGGUGUGGACAUUCAUUCAUGUUCCCAAUUUCUCCUGGAGCUCUACAGCCAGUGGCUUAUCCCUGGUUCCCCAAGUAACAGGAGGACCCCAACCAUACUCAUCAGUGAAGUGGUCCGAUCGCUGCUGGCAGUGUCAGACCUCUUCACUGAGAGGAACCAGUUUGACAUGAUGUUUUCUACCCUGAUGGAACUGCACAAGCUCCAUCCUCCAGAAGAUGAGAUUCUUAAUCAGUACCUGGUGCCUGCCAUCUGUAAGGCUGCUGCUGUACUGGGCAUGGACAAAGCAAUAGCUGAGCCUGUGUGCCGACUGUUGGAAUUAACCUUGCGUAGCACCCACCUGCCAAGCCGUAUGGGGGCACUGCAUGGAGUGCUGUAUGUGUUGGAGUGUGACUUGUUGGAUGACACAGCCAAACAGCUUAUCCCAGCUGUCUCUGAUUAUCUGCUGUCAAAUCUCAGGGCUAUUGCACACUGUGUGAACCUACACAACCAGCAGCAUGUGCUGGUAAUGUGCGCAGUGGCUUUUUACAUGAUGGAGAACUACCCUCUGGAUGUUGGAGCUGAGUUUAUGGCUGGAGUUAUACAGUUGUGUAGUGUGAUGGUGUCAGCUAGCGAAGACUCCACUCCCUCAGUUAUCUAUCACUGUGUGCUUCGUGGUCUGGAGCGACUUCUGCUAUCAGAGCAACUAUCACGUGUGGAUGGAGAAGCACUGGUCAAACUAAGUGUGGACCGAGUCAACAUGCCUUCACCACACAGAGCCAUGGCUGCGCUGGGCCUCAUGCUUACCUGCAUGUACACUGCGGUGCUUGCGUCAGGUUCAGACGUGACAGGGGUUAGAGGUCAGGGUGACUCUGGCUCUGCCGUAGCAGAGGCGAUGGGCAUCACGUCGGGUCAUGUUGGUUUCUCCUUAGGAAAGGAAAAAGCGAGCCCUGCCAGUCGCCCCACCCACUCUGACCCUCAGGCCCCAGACAACGAAUCCAUCAUCGUUGCCAUGGAGAGGGUCUCAGUGCUCUUUGACAGGAUCCGGAAAGGAUUACCAAGUGAGGCUCGGGUGGUGUCAAGGAUUUUGCCUCAGUUUUUGGAUGACUUCUUCCCACCACAGGAUGUCAUGAACAAGGUCAUUGGAGAGUUCUUAUCCAAUCAACAACCUUACCCACAGUUCAUGGCCACUGUUGUCUACAAGGUUUUCCAGACUCUUCAUGCCACUGGCCAGUCUUCUAUGGUACGAGACUGGGUGCUGCUGUCCUUGUCCAACUUCACUCAGAGGACACCAGUGGCCAUGGCCAUGUGGAGUCUUUCUUGUUUCUUUGUCUCUGCUUCUACCUCCCAGUGGAUUUCAGCUCUAUUGCCACAUGUGAUCAGUAGAAUGGGUUCCAGUGAGGUGGUCGAUGUCAACCUGUUUUGUCUGGUAGCAAUGGAUUUCUACCGGCACCAGAUUGAUGAGGAGCUUGACCGCAGGGCUUUCCACUCUGUCUUUGAGACUGUGGCAUCACCAGGCAGUCCAUAUUAUCAGCUGCUGGGCUGCCUGGAGUCAAUCCACCAUGACACAACGCUCUGAGUGCAACAGAUUGAGAUGGUGUUAAAAGCACAGAGAGUGGUAGAAAUGGGUUGAAAAGAGGAUUCAGAGUUAUAUGAGGUAGAAAGGAAAAGGAAGUUCCCAUUGUGAGUUAUGGUCAAAGCAAAGAUUUUUUUUUAUUUAAGAAAAAUCUGGUACUCUCACCCCUUUCCCUACUAUAACAAAGACGUGAAUGAGUUGAACUAUGGUAGUCACCAAAAUGAGUUUGGUGGAGUGACCAUAAGGAAACACAAAAGGUGAUUCCUGAAUCAGGGUCAGUUUUUUAUGUGAAGGACACAGGCUCUAAACAGCGGUCCUUCCUACAUACCCCCACUGACCAUUCCUUGAAUGACAACCCACUUUUCUUACACAGCAAUUUGAUUGACAUCAAAAACUAAAAAUACACACAAAACUGAAUUUAUUUUUAGUAAUGGCUUCAGUAUUGUGAUUUCAUGUAGGUAAGACAGAGGAAACAAAUCAGAAAAUAAAAAUUAUUCACCAUAUUAUAGUUACCAAAGUGCUGCUGUUUUCACUGUUAUCUAAGAAAGUUAAUUUUGACAGUAGGCUGACAUGAGAACCACAAAUGUCUGCUUAAGAUGGUUUGGUCAGACACAAAAAAAUUAAUAGUAAAUAUUGUUUCAGAACAAUCAGUUACAGUCAUAUUAUUAUUUUUUUCUUUCCAAGAAGCAGGGGAUGGAUGAUGAAAUUUUACUUGUCACAGCACAAACUUAUUUGUAUACAUCCAUUUCAAUGAAUGGCUACAAUUUCUGUUUGUUCUGUAGCCAGCUAUGAAUGUUGUUUUGAGAGGCAGAGACCAGGAUGGACACUUACUUGGAACUAUACAGAUAAGUCUUGUAUUUUACAUUUGGUUACAACUGUUUAAGCUCCCAUAUACCAACACUUUAGAGGGUUCGUCUUCACUUUAUUAAUCCAGUAACGGGGGAGAGAGCAUUUCUCUUUGUGACUUUAUCACAUUACUUAUAUGCCAAGUCAUUUUAUUUUAAUCAUAUUCAAGUCUUGUAAGCCAUCCAGUGUACCUGGACUAUUCCACCAGUUUCUUGUACUUUUUAAUUCUCAGGAUGUAAGAAGUGAUUUAGUUGCUGUAACAAAGCUGUAAGUAAUUUGCAGUCAAUCUUUAAAAUGAAGUUAUCUUCAUAUUUUGUAAAAAGUAAUUGUAUAGUAAUAUAAAAGCCAUUGUGCAUGAUAAAAUAAGAACUGUGUAAAGAAGAAAGAUCUUAAAAUAGAUGGUAUAUAAUGUGGUGUUUCAUUUUCUGUCUUAACACAAAAACAACACAUAAUGAUAAAUGAACAAAACAGUAAAUAAGCAGAAUGCUGAAAUGGACAGGCUUAUAGCAUUUUAAGGAAGACUUGACCUUGAGUUGCCUGGGAGUGUGCCAGGUGUUGUUACCCUGUACAUAUUUACUUGCCUUAGAUAAAGACUGAAUAUAUGUAUGUCCUGUACACUAAAACCUUGCAAGCAUGCUAUGUAUCACUGCAAUUGCAUAGUCUUUAAUAUUGUAAGUAUUUCUGUGGGCAUGGUUGCUAUGACCAUUGUGCAGAGGAGAUGCAACACAAUCCAAAGGGAGCCUUGUGACCUUAGCAACCAACAGCAGCUUUGACAAAUCAACAGAUAAAGAAGUGUAGCAUGGGGACUGCAUGUCAACUAAUGGAGAUUUUUUUUAUUUGUAGCUUUAGUUUUUUUUUCUCUAUAAUAGAUUUUUAAUAUUUCAUCACUCAUUGUCAUUGUGCAGAAUUUCUAAAUACACCCCAGCACUUAAAAACUUU
Molecule: messenger RNA, 11635 nt
Organism: Cheilinus undulatus (humphead wrasse)
Lineage: Eukaryota; Metazoa; Chordata; Actinopteri; Labriformes; Labridae
Gene: htt
Product: huntingtin
Exons: 67
Coding region: 284-9853 (3189 amino acids)
Cellular component (GO): nucleus; cytoplasm
Source: RefSeq, a predicted model, not a curated record